AUGUUCAUCCCACAGUUUGAUACUGCAAUCAUGCUAUUCUGUAUGAAGAUACCAUCGGCCAUUAUGUUAUGGAUAGUACCGUUACUGCUGAUCCCUUUGUGUUCUGCGAAUAGUGAAAACUGCACCAACAAGGUGAGUUUGAUUUGUGAAAUUUCAGAUGAUCGAGACUUUAUUUGAUAUCAGUGAUUAAUCGAGAAAGUUAAUGGUCGCUGAUUGCAUUAUUCAUUUGUUUGAAAAAAUGUAAUAAAAUGGAAUGGAAUCAAUAAAAGUAUGAGUCAGAAUGGUUGUUCUAACAUCCGGCGCCGUUUUCAACAUUUAUUUUUUGAUAUGUAGUCAUGUUUUAUGCUUCACUUGUAAUUAAUAUCUGAAUAAUACAUAUUAAUGGUAGAAUUUAUAAUCGAAAUGAAUAGUCCCCUGGUGAAGUAAUGUAAAUGAACAGGAAAUGAAUAGUUGAACAAUAAUAAAAUGAUCAUGUGCAGUUGAAUUGUUGCUCAACUGAAUGAACGAACGAUGGACUUGAUAUAUAUGUGAGUGAAUCUAGCAGUGAGGGUUAUGUAGGGUCAGCGGCCAAAAUUAGAGUCCUUCAAGCGUCUUGUACUACUGUACUUAGCUUAUACCUGCUUUUAUUUAUCUAUUAUUAUUAUUAUUAAUUAUGAUUUAUAGUCAAUAAUUCAAUUACUUAUUCUUGAAAGGCAAUUUAAGAAAAAAACAUCCCCGAGAAGUGCAUCAACUCCAAAUCAAUAGGAAUGAAUAAUUUAUUCAUUUUUUUUUUCAUUUCUCCCCUUAAUUUCUCAACAGAAUUCACAACAUGGCUCUUGUGGUUACUCUCCUUGUUUCUGCGCACCGGGUAUACCGGGCAUCCCAGGAAGCCCGGGACCCGCGGGACCAGCUGGUACAUCGGGAACACCCGGGAAUAACGGACUCGAAGGACCUAUGGGUCCACGUGGAGUCAAAGGCGAUGGAGGACUCCGUGGAAAACAAGGACUUCCAGGCCCCAGGGGGGGUACAGGGUCAACUGGUCCAGCAGGCCCAAGCGGAAGCAAGGGUGAAGCAGGUCCCCCUGGAAGUCAAGGUGCCCCUGGCCCAAAGGGACCACAAGGCCCCUCGGGUCGAGCUGGAAAGAAGGGUGAUACAGGUCCUCCUGGAAGUCAAGGUCCCUCAGGCCCCAAGGGGGCUCCAGGGUCUUUUGCACGUAACUGGAAACAAUGCGUUUUUAAGAGUCUGAACGAUGGCAGGGACUCUGGAUUGGUCAAGGUAAAAGCUAAGUUGGCCUCAGAAUAAAAAGUUCGUCAGUACUUGGGUUUUAUUUAAAAAGAACGAAUUUCAUUUGAAGGUCCUGUUCGCGCAAAUUUGCUUGGAUUAUAACCAGUGGCCAUUGUGGCUCCGAUCAUUUCUUUAAGUAUUUAUGACUCCCAAAAAAUUCACAGUUCUAUCGAGUAAAAUCUUGCAAAUCAAAUGUUUUUACAAGGAAGCAUUCCUCAGCAGUUUUGAAUAGUAAUACCAUGGGAUUUUGUUCACAGAUUAAAGUGUUAGGUUAACCCACCUUGUACCCACUGUUCCAUACGAAAGUAUUGUUGAAGAGGUGUAAUUUAGUGCCCAAUACAGACCUUGACAUAAGGGGGUUGGGGUGUCCAAAAAAAACUUUUUUGGCCUUUCGGGCCUCAGUUUGGUCGAAAAAAUAAGAAUGUGGCAGGGGGUGGGGGCACCCGGGCCCCUCCACUGAAGCCGUCACUGUAAUUUGUAUCGUUGUAACUUAAGAUAUCCAUAGACUCUGGUAAUCUUGAAUUUGGUUGCUCUUUCCUUUCAACAGGAAUGCAUUUUCAAGAAGACGUCGGGCAACACAAGUCUACGUGUCUACUGGAGUGGCCAACUCCGCAUCUAUAACUGCAACGCCUGUUGCAGGCGAUGGUAUUUCACUUUUAACGGUGCAGAGUGCUCGGCUCCAGCAGCUAUUGAUGCUGUAGUCUACAUGAGAUAUGGAACUGGUAGCAGAUUGAAAGAUUUGCACCGCCCACGUCACGUCGAGGGAGUCUGCGAUAAAAUCCACAAAGGCACUGUGCGCGUGGGAUUCUGGGUCGGCAACUGCAAAAGUUACGGUUCUGCUGAUGCGAGCACAGGAUGGAACUCGGUGUCCCGGAUCUACGUGGAAGAAGUACCACCCCCGCAAGCUUAA
Porites evermanni is the source of this 2173-nucleotide messenger RNA. Lineage: Eukaryota; Metazoa; Cnidaria; Anthozoa; Scleractinia; Poritidae. The record is from the annotation of a GenBank genome assembly.